CUCCAGAGGGCCCUCUGAAGGGCUGUCCCUUUCCUUGGAGGAUAGGAAGCUGGGAAAUAGGCUUGUUGGGUCCCUGGGGGGGAGCCUGGCCAGAGACGCCCCAUUCCCUUCCAGCCCCUGCGCCCUGGCUUCCCUUUUGUCACCGGGCCCCCCGGCCCCUGCGCCCUGGAAUGCUGGCAUCCAGAAUCCUCCUCCUUUGCCCCUCAGAGGCUUGUGUCCAGACAGGCCUUCUCACUUCCUGCUUCCUGCCAGGCCCUGGAGGUCCCUCCUAGACCUGGACGCCCUGAACUUUCCUAUUAGCAGCAGCAGAUGCGGGGCUGCCUGGGGACAGUGCCUGGACCUUGGCCCCUGCUGGGAGCAGCUGCUGGCCCAGCCUGACUCAGCAGCCCCAGGUAUGGUGGGAAGGAGGACGAGGAGGCUGCCUGGGAGGGGCUCCGCAGAGGGAGAGGCCUUCCUGGCCAAUGAUCAGCAAGCUGAAGAGUCAGUGGAGGGGCUGAUGCGGAGGAGGGAGCCCUGGAGCACAGCCACCCUUGAAGAGGGCGGGCAGGCCUCACUUGCCCACUAUGAGGGCGUCUUCCGGUGUCUAGGGCGGCAUCGAGGCCGGUUGAUCGCCUACAGCCUGGUGUUUGAGGACCCUGCCUCGCUCCAGGAUCCAGACUCGGACACUGACUCGGAGGGGCCUGGCACUGGCUCAGGGAGUCUGGGCCCAGGGGUUGGGACUGGGGGUCCCCCGCUGGAAGGUUCCAUCGCUGAGCUGGAAUGGGACCCCACAGGGGAUGUGGGGUGGCUGGGUGCCCUCAGGAGCAGGACAGUGUGGACGCCGGGGUCUCCCUGUGACGUGUGUGGCCGUGCUGAGCCCCUGGCGGUCUGGUCCCUCCGGGGACCGCCAUGGGGUCCUCCCUUGUCUUCAUUCCGCACUCAGGACAGGAAGCAACCGAGCCCUGAAGAUGUGCCUGUGCUGAUCCCUACGGGUUCUGAGGGUCCCAAGGAGGGACGAGGACCCCGCUGGCCCCGCCGGACCCUCUUCUUCCUGCUCCUCCUGCUCCUGCUCGGUGCCGCAUGUCUCCUGCCCCCCCCAGGGGGGCCUCAUUGCCCCCCUCCACGGCUUCCUGGGCCCCUGCACCUUGUCCUCAGCUACGUCAACGGGCCACCUCCAACCUGAGCCCUGGGGGCUGGGGGCUUCCAAGCAGAGACUCCAUUUUCUUCCUCUGGAUCCCUGGAAUAAAAUUUAAAGUACA
This is a messenger RNA of Gracilinanus agilis (Agile Gracile Mouse Opossum), 1238 nucleotides long. It is a transcript of the gene SYNE4, whose product is annotated as spectrin repeat containing nuclear envelope family member 4. The transcript is spliced from 4 exons. The record is from RefSeq and is a predicted model, not a curated record. Bases 395 to 1162 code for a protein of 255 amino acids. Gene Ontology annotation, cellular component: nuclear envelope; nuclear outer membrane; meiotic nuclear membrane microtubule tethering complex. Lineage: Eukaryota; Metazoa; Chordata; Mammalia; Didelphimorphia; Didelphidae. Gene Ontology annotation, biological process: establishment of epithelial cell apical/basal polarity.